AUGGAAUCUUCGGAACCGAAACAGCAGUGGGUUUCAGCAGAACCGAAUGUCAUGACGCUGGCCUCCAUUUCGCUCAGCCUCAACUCCAACCUUUUCUCUCAGCACACUGCAUUAACGGCUGGUUACCUGAACACGAGCAAGGACAGUACGAGUCGGGUUGACGACAACAGGAAUCUUCCGUCAGCAAUCAAGCGUUCAGCCUCGAGAACGUCAGACGAGCUCCCGUAUCUUGACGAUGUUCGUGACGACAGUCGUCAGCCUCAGCCACUGGUCGUGGCAAAGGGAGGGCUUACGGACGGUCACCUGUUGGGAGCGUCUGAUAAGAAUGCUGGGAGCUUGGUGACGAUGUCAUCAGGAGGCAAUGCUGGCGGCCUCGGGCGAAUGCUGAACGAUCUUUUCCGCAGCAACCGGGGAAUCACCCCCUUAGGUUAUCGCCGCGGCCGCGGAUCAAUCAAAGACUGGCGGCAUGGGCGGUACGAAUCCGCCAAGUUCGACGUGGAGCACGCGGCGACGGCAAUAACAGAACCGGAGAAGAAAGUGGCAGACGCCGAGCGCAAGAAGCGCGUUCUCAUUCUCAUGAGCGACACCGGUGGAGGUCACCGCGCCAGUGCUGAGGCGAUCAAGUCGACCUUCGAGCUGGAAUACGGAGACAAGUACGAGGUGACCAUCAUCGACCUGUGGAAGGAGCACACGCCGUGGCCCUUCAACCAGAUGCCCAAGAGCUACAGCUUCCUCGUGCGCCACGAGACGCUGUGGAAGGUGGCGUUCUACGCCACUAAGCCCAAGUUCGUGCACCAGCCGCAGAUGGCUGCGACCUCCGCGUUCGUUGCAAGGGAGGUAUCCAAGGGGUUGGACAAAUACAAGCCGGACGUGAUAGUGAGCGUGCAUCCGCUCAUGCAGCACAUCCCUCUGCGCGUGCUUCGCUCUCGAGGCCUGCUGCACCGCAUCCCCUUCACCACUGUCGUCACCGACCUCACCACAUGCCACCCCACCUGGUUCCACCGCCUGGUGACGGUGUGCUUCUGCCCCACCAAGGACGUGGCUCAACGAGCUCUCAAGGCGGGCCUGCAGCCGCCUCAGAUCAGAGUGCACGGGCUGCCCAUCCGACCAGCCUUUGCCAAGCCCUCAGCUCCCAAGGAUGAGCUGCGCCGGGCGUUGGGCAUGGACCUUGACCUCCCAGCGGUGCUGCUGAUCGGCGGAGGGGAGGGCAUGGGCCCUGUGGAGGCGACAGCAAAGGCGUUGGCAGCCACGCUCGCACCUGCUGGUGGUGGUGAACCUGUGGCCAAGGGGCAGCUGGUGGUGAUCUGCGGCCGCAACAAGAAGCUGCUCGCCAAGCUGCAGGCUGUCAAGUGGCCCUUGCCUGUUCUGCUGAAAGGCUUUGUGACCAACAUGCCUGAUGUCAUGGCCGCAUGUGAUUGCAUCAUCACUAAGGCUGGUCCUGGCACAAUAGCUGAAUCCAUGAUCCGGGGUCUGCCCAUGGUGCUCAAUGACUUUAUUGCAGGACAGGAAGCUGGAAAUGUUCCAUAUGUUGUCGACAAUGGCACCGGACUGUUUGAGGAGAACCCCAAGGAGAUUGCAAACAUUGUGGCGGACUGGUUUGGGCCCAAGGCAGACCAGUUCAAACAGAUGGCUGCCAACGCACUCCGCAUUGCUCGACCGGAUGCGGUCUUUCGCAUUGUGCGAGAUCUGGACCAGCUUGCUUGUCGACCCCACACCCUUGACAAUGUCACAUUUGCUUUCACUUGA
Molecule: messenger RNA, 1746 nt
Organism: Closterium sp. Yama58-4
Lineage: Eukaryota; Viridiplantae; Streptophyta; Zygnematophyceae; Desmidiales; Closteriaceae
Source: the annotation of a GenBank genome assembly